UUCCUUUCUCUGCCCUUCCCUCUGCCCGGGGCCGCCGUUGUUUUGCUUUUCUCUCAUUAUUAUUAUUAUUAUUAUUAUUAUUAUCUCUCGUCUCAACUCAAGCCGCCGCCGAGUUUCUCGUAUAAAUCAGAAUUAAGAUUCGUCUUUUACUCGUCAACAGCACAGCACAGCACAGCACAAGAGCAGCAGAUUUCUUUUAUCGGGUGAAUCGGAGUUGAUUUCGGGUCAAUUUGUUGGGUCCAUACCUCACCAUUUCAAUAUCCCCUGUUGGAGAGAAUUUGGAGAGAGAGAGAGAGAUGAUACUGGUGGCGGAACUGGCGGAGCUGAUGGAGGAGUACACGGCGGUGCUGGCGAGGUUGCUGGAGCACGUCUUCCGCGACUUCCCUUUCCCCAGGCGGGUCCGCUUCCUCAUCCUCAGCAGCCUCCCCUUUGCCUCCUCUACCCCUCCCCCUCCCUACCUCAUCCCUUCACCUUCACCCCGUGUCCAUUAGAAAAGUUUCCUCUCCCUCCCACGUAUGUAUAUAUUCUGCGGAUGAGCUCUGUUUUCCCACUAAUGAAUUUUUCUUCGUUUCGGUUCUUUCUUGUUAAUUCUCUCAGUUUCUUUUCUUUUUUUUUAAAAGGUUGGUGAGAGUUUCUUGUAAUUCCCAGGAUAAGCAUUUUUGUACAUUGUCGUUCUUCCAUGAAUAAAAGGGAAAAAGAGGGGAAAAAAAGAAGAAAAACUCCUUUGUUCUGCAUUCU
Messenger RNA from Punica granatum (pomegranate), 738 nucleotides. Lineage: Eukaryota; Viridiplantae; Streptophyta; Magnoliopsida; Myrtales; Lythraceae. The record is from RefSeq and is a predicted model, not a curated record.